Molecule: messenger RNA, 1143 nt
Organism: Cornus florida
Lineage: Eukaryota; Viridiplantae; Streptophyta; Magnoliopsida; Cornales; Cornaceae
Exons: 1
Coding region: 1-1143 (380 amino acids)
Source: RefSeq, a predicted model, not a curated record
AUGUUACAGGUGGAGGAAGCGGAUGACAAGGUGGCCCUAGCCGCCUUCAUGGGAAGACUCCAAACCUCAAGAUUCCUCUUCUCUUUAUCAGAGGAACCUCCUACCAACAUGGUCGAGUUAUUGGUUCGAGCUAAAAAACAUAAGAAUGUUGAAGAUGCAAUGAUUGCGAGCAAGGGAAAAGAAGGGGAGGAUAAGAAGUCAAACAAGAAAAGGCCGGCCCUGAUGAUCAGAGAUGAAAAGGAAACCAAGUAUAAGAAACCCAUGGUCAACCAGAAUGAAAGGGCGUCUCGCUAUAAGAACGCAGAGAGGUAUACAAAUUACACUCCUUUAAAUAUGCCGAUAGAUCAAGUUUUCUUGCAGAUCCAGGAUGAGCCAUAUCUGAAGUGGCCACCGAAGUUGAAGUCAGAUCCGGCAAGGAGACCUCGUGAUAAGUAUUGUAGGUUCCAUAAAGACCAUGGGCAUGCUACAGAGGAUUGCUUCGACCUUAAGGAUCAGAUUGAGACUCUGAUCCGAAGGGGGCACAUGCGAAAGUUUAUUGUGGGGAAUGACAGAACCGACAUUAACCCACUAAGAGCAGGCCGAGACAACCGCCCUCCUAAUCAACAACUAAUAGGAGAGAUCAGGGUCAUAGCCGGGGGGUGUGCAGGAAGUGGAGAAUCGAGCUCAGCCUGUAAGGCCUAUGCCAGGAGAAUGCGAAGCUCAUCUGAGGUGUGCAAAGUAGGAGUACAGAUUCAACAUCGAAAGAUGCCUCGUUUAGGUGAUCCAGUUAUUACAUUCUCAGAUGAAGACAUGAAGGAUGUGCAGCAACCUCAUGACGACCCUCUUGUCGUUACCAUGAUGAUCGCUAACUAUAAUACUUGGCAAAUCUUGGUAGAUAAUGGAAGUUCAGCUGAUAUCAUUUUUCUUAAUGCAUUCAGCAAGAUGAAGAUUGGUAAGGAGAAACUCAGACCUACUAGAUCACCAUUGGUGGGAUUCACGGGAAACAAGGUCUAUCCUCUAGGAGCGGUCAUCCUUCCUAUCACUGCAAGAACCAGCCCAAAACAAGUCACUGUCAUGGUAGACUUCCUGGUGGUGGAUUGUCCAUCUGCUUACAAUGUCAUCCUAGGAAGAGCGACCUUAAAUUCGAUGAAGGCCAUCACUUAG